Thyridium curvatum is the source of this 2667-nucleotide messenger RNA. RefSeq lists its product as uncharacterized. The record is from RefSeq and is a predicted model, not a curated record. Gene Ontology annotation, molecular function: hydrolase activity. Bases 1 to 2667 code for a protein of 888 amino acids. Gene Ontology annotation, cellular component: P-body. The transcript is spliced from 4 exons. NCBI's taxonomy places the organism in Eukaryota, Fungi, Ascomycota, Sordariomycetes, Thyridiales, Thyridiaceae. Gene Ontology annotation, biological process: protein modification process.
AUGCACAUCCUCGUGACCAACGACGACGGGCCCCCGAGCCCGCACUCGUCGCCCUACGUCCACGCCCUCGUGCGCGCCCUCCAGGCCGCCGGCCACACCGUCUCGGUCUGCCUGCCGCACACCCAGCGCUCCUGGAUCGGCAAGGCGCACCUCAUAGGCCACACCGUGCGGCCCACGUACUACCGCCCGCCGACGGAAGCCGCCUCCCCGGUCCCGGCGGGCCUGCCCGGCGCCACCGACGACGGGUCGACGCACGCGCGGCCCUGGCGGCGGUCGAGCCCCGGCGAGCAGGCCCCGGAGGAGUGGGUGCUCGUCGACGGCACGCCCGCGAGCUGCGUGCAGAUCGGGCUGCACCACUUCUUCCGCGAGCGCGGCGCCGUCGACCUCGUCGUCUCGGGCCCCAACUACGGCCGCAACACGACGGCCGUGUUCGCGCUGAGCAGCGGGACCCUGGGCGGCGCCAUCGAGGCGGCCGUCUGCCGCCGGCGGGCGGUCGCGCUGAGCUACGCCUUCUUCACGCGCAACCACGACCCGGAGGUCGUGGGCGCGGCGACGAGGCACGCCGUCCGGGUCAUCGAGCGGCUCGCGGCGCAGUUCCCGGCCGACGGCUCGGUCGACGUGUACAGCGUCAACGUGCCGCUCGUGGAAGGCGUGGACACGCACCGGACGCUGUGGACGGGGAUGCUGCAGAACUACUGGAGCGAGGGCGGGUGCUUCCAGGCCGUCGAGGGGGGCGACGGCGGGGACGAGGACGAGGCGGAGGAGAGGAUACGGGAGGGGCGGGACGGCGAGGUCGCUGCUGCUGCUGCUGCGAAUGGUGACGGUGGCGACGGCGGGGCGGCCGCGGCGUCGAGCCAGCAUGUGCACAAGCACUUCAAGUGGGCGCCCAGGUUCACGGAUGUGUACCGCAGCGUGGAGGAGGCGCCGCCUGGGAACGACGGGUGGGCUGUCAAGGAAGGGUUUACGAGUGUCACGGCUAUCAAGGCGAACUUUUGGGCCGCAGCGACGCAUCUGCACGGCCAGGAGCUGGAGCUGGAACCCAGCCAGAAAGCGCUUGCAAGCCGACCCAAGCCCGCAGAUGAGAAGAAAGACCCGGACCACAUCUACGCCCUCAUCGACUAUGAGGACGCCUACGUACAACCGCUCAUCCUCUCCGCCUUCGAGAAGCUCCUGCCCAAGGAACGAUACACCCUCCUGACACCGCCGACCCCGACGACAGAAUCAUCGGACUGCGCGAUAUCCCUACCUUCGCUCCUGCCGAGUCCCGAUGCGAAGGUCCUGCAGAUCAGCCCCUACGAGAGCAUAGACUUCGAGCACGCCGCCACGCACCCGGCCACAUCGCUGGUCAACAGCUACAUGAUCCGCAAGGCGCUGAUCCGGAAGCACUUCCUGUCGUCGACGGUGGACCACUGGGUCGCGAAGCACCCGGACUCGGUGCUCAAGACGCACGUCAAGCGCAGCGAGGCGUUCGAGGUGGACUACGCGGAGUUUCUGGACGACGCGCUGGUAGAGGCGUUCGACCUCAGGGCGAGCUUGGAGAAGAACGAGGAGGGGGGCCCGGAGGAGGACGAGGUCGAGGAGCCGGGGGAGACGGGAGCAGUAGGAGGAGGAGGAGGCCUCGGUCAGGGUUCGUCGUCAUCGCCGUCGUCGUCGUCGUCGUCGUCGAAGGAGUGGUGGAUUCUGAAGCCGGGCAUGAGCGACCGCGGCCAGGGGAUCAAGCUGUUCCACACUAUGGAGGAGCUGCAAGGCAUAUUCGACGCCUGGGAGGAAGAUCAGCCGGACAGCGACGACGAGGACGACGAAGACAAUACAUCGCAGAACGGGGCCGGCGGAGAUGGCGACGAAGACGACGCUGACGAGGGCAAGGAAUACAUCACGACGUCGCACCUACGACACUUUGUGGCUCAGCCUUACAUCCACCCGCCCCUGCUGCUGCCGGGCAUGCAGAACCGCAAGUUCCACGUCCGCACGUACGUCCUGUGCACGGGGGCCAUGAAGGUGCACGUCUUCCGCCCCAUGCUCGCCCUCUUCGCGGGCAAGCCCUACGCCGCGCCGUGGGAAGGCGGCGGCGACGACGACGACGGCAGCAGCAACGGCAACCUCGACGCGCACCUCACCAACACCUGCCUGCAGAAGGAGGACGGCUCGGGCGCCGCCAGGGAGGGCGCCGUCGCGCGGUUCUGGGACCUGCCGGACCUGCCGGACGGAUCUGCUACUGCUACUGCUACUACCACCAAGGCAGCGAUAUCCAAGGAGUCCAUCUUUGCGCAGAUCUGCGACGUGGCGGGCGAGAUCUUCGAGGCGGCGGCCAGGGGCAUGGUGGUGCACUUCCAGCCCCUGCCCGGCGCGUUCGAGGUCUACGGGCUCGACUUCCUCGUCGACGCGGCGGGCACGGCCUGGCUGCUCGAGGUCAACGCCUUCCCGGACUUCAAGCAGACCGGGGAUGAGCUCAGCGAGAUCGUGGCGGAGUUCUGGGCAGGAGUGCUUCGCCUCGCCGUCGGUCCGUUCGCUGGCGCCAGUGCCAGUACGAGUACGACGAGUAGCGGGCGUGACGCGGACAGUGAUAUGGUCCUUGUGCGGGAGGUCGAUCUGGGCAGGCGUGUAGAUGAGCCCAAUGGCAUCGCCAUCUUCUUGGCAAUGAUCCGUCGUGUUGUUGUGUUUGUCUAA